CGACAAUGCGGUCUUUUUCAGGCUGUCAAACUUGUAGAAGCAGAAAGCUGAAAUGUGAUGAAGCAAAGCCGGUUUGUGGAGCAUGUAGUAAAAGUUCGCGGGAGUGCAGUUAUUCCAAGAGAUCGGUCUUUCGGCCAUUUAAGAGUUAUGCUAGAAAGAGGAGUCGAAGCGAGGUCGUUGAGGAUUUUGAUGCGAUUGAUACCAGUGAUGCCUAUGAGGCCGGUCAUGUCUGGGUCAAUGUCCCGGAUGAACUUCACUUUGUCCAUAUUGAAGAUCCUUAUGAGGAGCAGGAUAGCAUAAGGAUUGAGUAUCCUGAUGAAACAAGGGAGACAUCUCACACUGCGGAAGCGGAGCAGGUUUCUGAGUCUCCUGGUCCACAAUGGGACCUUUGGGCAGAUGAUUCUCUUGUCAUUGAAGGGGAAGCAUAUGCUCCAGUGGUCGAGCCAGAAACUCCAGCACCUGGCGAACAACCAGAUCGCUCAAGACUGGCAACACUUCAUCUGCUAAAGCAUUACAAAGAAGGGCCAGGUAUCUGGUUCGACAUCUUUGACACUGGCUGUUACUUCUCAGGCAAAGUCCCUGUCAAAGCAGCAACGAGUCCCCUGCUCAGGUCAUCCAUGUGUGCUAUCGCAGCGAAGCACCUGUAUCGCGUGAACAAGAGCCGCCUUGAUUCAAUGACUGAUUCUAGAUGGCAAGGAUAUGACUGGCGCUAUGAAUCCGCAAAGCAUUACGACGAAGCUAUUCAUCAUCUGAAGAAUGCAGUUGAUCUUUGUACCUACGAGAACAACUUGAGUGAUAAAGAGGAUAUGCUUGCUGCUGUUGCUAUCCUCUGUAUCUAUGAACUAAUGGAUGCCCCUGGGACGGCUUGGAGAGCGCAUCUUAGUGCUUUACCUCUGUUCAGCCCAGCGGAGGAUGCUUCACAUCCUGCUUCACCAGUGGUGAUACCGCGCACAGCUAUCCAAGGGCCUAUUCUUUGGAGUUUAGCGCGCCAGGAUCUUCUAUGCGCUUUUAUUAGUGAAACGCAAACUCGUCUUGAUCUCAAAGACGUGCGCCUUUGGCAGAAUGCAGGCCUCGCAACCACAGAGGACGGAACGCUCAUGCCCUUCAGUCCUCCAUGCUCAGCCGAGAUUCGUACCGUAGCUGAUAUCGAAGAGGACACCAAGAGUAAUGAACUUACGUGGCUCAUUGGCAAGCUCUCAAAUCACCUCACCUCAGGCGACGCCAUAAAUCCCUCGGACUACGCACUCCCUCUUGGUCAACGCCCAACCAUUGGCGUCACACAAGAACGCCUCCUCGAACGCUGGAAAAUGCUACUGAAAGAAUUUAAGAAAUGGCACGAUAGCCUUCCACCAACAUUCAAACCAUAUGCCCGAACACCAUACCCUUCGUCGGACUCCUGUUUCAGCAGUUUCACCCAAAUAUGGUACGAACUACCUAUCUGCGCUGCAACUAUGCAAAACUAUCAUAUGGCCAUGAUUCUCCUCCUCGUGAACCAGCCACAAGAAUCAACAUUCAUCCGCUCCACUGUCUCUGCGCGGCUGAAGUCUUAUAGACAGAUCCAACAAGAAGUUCAUCAUUACGCAAGAGAGAUUUGUGGUGUAAGCUUAGCGGAGCCCUCGGAUCCUGUGAGGGCGAAUUCAGUGCAAGCAUUGUUUGUGGCGGGGCAGGUAUUUUAUGAAAAAGGCGAGCAGGAGGCUGUUCUGAAGCUAUUGGAUGAUAUUGAGAGGGAUUUGGGAUGGACUACGAGGUUUCAUCGGGCAAAGCUUGUAGAUGAAUGGCCUAAAGAUAGCUAA
Fusarium verticillioides 7600 is the source of this 1793-nucleotide messenger RNA. RefSeq lists its product as hypothetical. NCBI's taxonomy places the organism in Eukaryota, Fungi, Ascomycota, Sordariomycetes, Hypocreales, Nectriaceae. Gene Ontology annotation, molecular function: transcription cis-regulatory region binding; zinc ion binding; DNA-binding transcription factor activity, RNA polymerase II-specific. Gene Ontology annotation, biological process: positive regulation of transcription by RNA polymerase II. The transcript has 5 exons. Bases 6 to 1793 code for a protein of 595 amino acids. Gene Ontology annotation, cellular component: nucleus. The record is from RefSeq and is a predicted model, not a curated record.